Molecule: messenger RNA, 2691 nt
Organism: Cynocephalus volans (Philippine flying lemur)
Lineage: Eukaryota; Metazoa; Chordata; Mammalia; Dermoptera; Cynocephalidae
Gene: SEMA7A
Product: semaphorin 7A (JohnMiltonHagen blood group)
Exons: 14
Coding region: 14-2008 (664 amino acids)
Biological process (GO): semaphorin-plexin signaling pathway; positive regulation of ERK1 and ERK2 cascade; negative chemotaxis
Cellular component (GO): plasma membrane; external side of plasma membrane
Molecular function (GO): integrin binding; chemorepellent activity; semaphorin receptor binding
Source: RefSeq, a predicted model, not a curated record
CCGGGGCCGCGGGAUGACGCCUCCUCCGCCAGGACGUGCCGCCCCCAGCGCACCGCGCGCCCGCGUCCCUGGCCCGCAGGCUCGGUCCGGGCUCCCGCUGCGGCUACUGCUGCUGCUCUGGGCGGCCGCCGCCUCUGCCCAGGGCCACCCAAAGAAUGGACCCCGCGUCUCCGCUGUCUGGAAAGGCCGUGUAGGGCAGGACCGGGUGGACUUUGGCCAGGCUGAGCCACACACAGUGCUUUUCCACGAGCCAGGCAGCUCCUCCGUGUGGGUGGGUGGACGCAGCAAGGUCUACCUCUUCAGCUUCCCCGAGGGCAAGAACGCCUCCGUGAGCACGGUGAACAUUGGCUCUACCAAGGGGUCCUGCCUGGACAAGCGGGACUGUGAGAACUAUAUCACGCUUCUGGAGAGGCGGAGUGAGGGGCUGCUGGUGUGUGGCACCAACACCCGGCGCCCCAGCUGCUGGAACCUGGUGAAUGGCACAGUGGUGCCACUUGGUGAGAUGAGAGGCUAUGCCCCCUUCAGCCCAGACGAAAACUCCCUGGUUCUGUUUGAAGGGAAUGAAGUGUACUCCACCAUCCGGAAGCAGGAAUAUAAUGGGAAGAUCCCUCGGUUCCGCCGCAUCCGGGGAGAGAGUGAGCUGUACACCAGCGAUACUGUCAUGCAGAACCCUCAGUUUAUCAAGGCCACAAUUGUGCACCAAGACCAGGCCUAUGAUGACAAGAUCUACUACUUCUUCCGGGAGGACAAUCCUGACAAGAAUCCCGAGGCGCCUCUCAACGUGUCCCGCGUGGCCCAGCUGUGCAGGGGGGACCAGGGUGGUGAGAGUUCACUGUCGGUCUCCAAGUGGAAUACCUUUCUGAAAGCCAUGCUGGUGUGCAGUGAUGCUGCCACCAACAAGAACUUCAACAGGCUGCAGGACGUCUUCCUGCUCCCUGACCCCAACGGCCAGUGGAGGGACACCAGGGUCUAUGGCGUUUUUACCAACCCCUGGAACUACUCAGCUGUCUGCGUGUAUUCCCUCGGUGACAUUGACAGGGUCUUCCGCACCUCCUCACUCAAGGGCUACCACACCAGCCUCCCCAAUCCCCGGCCUGGCAAGUGCCUCCCGAACCGGCAGCCUAUACCCACAGAGACCUUCCAGGUGUCUGACAGUCACCCUGAGGUGACACAGAGGGUGGAACCCAUGGGACCUCUGAAGACGCCAUUGUUCCACUCUAAGUACCACUACCAGAAAGUGGUCGUCCACCGCAUGCAGGCCGGACAAGGGGAGACCUUUCACGUGCUUUAUCUAACCACAGACAGGGGUACCAUCCACAAGGUGGUGGAGUCAGGGGAGCAGGAUCGCAGCCUUGUCUUUAACAUUGUGGAGAUCCAGCCUUUCCGCCGUGCAGCCGCCAUCCAGGCCAUGUCUUUGGAUGCUGACCGGCGGAAGUUAUACGUGAUCUCCCACUGGGAGGUGAGCCAGGUACCGCUGGAUCUGUGUGAGGUCUACGGUGGGGGCUGCCACGGCUGCCUCAUGUCCCGAGACCCCUACUGCGGCUGGGACCAGGGCCACUGCGUCUCCAUCUACAGUUCCCAGCGGUCAGUGCUGCAAUCCAUUAAUCCAGCUGAGCCACACAAGGAUUGUCCCAACCCAGAGCCAGACAAGGCCCCACUGCAGAAGGUGUCCUUGGCCCGGAACUCUCGCUACUACCUGAGCUGCCCCAUGGAGUCCCGCCAUGCCACCUACUCGUGGCGUCACAAAGAGAAAGUGGAGCAGAGCUGCGAACCCGGCCACCAGAGCCCCAACUGCAUCCUGUUCAUUGAGAACCUCACGGACGGCCAGUAUGGCCACUACCUCUGCGAGGCCCAGGAGGGCUCCUACCUCCGCGAGGCUCAGCACUGGCAGCUACUGCCCGAGAAUGGUGCCAUGGCCGAGCACCUGAUGGGCCGAGCCUGCGACCUGGCCUCCUCCCUCUGGCUGGGGGUGCUGCCUACACUCACUCUUGGCCUGCUGGUCCACUAGGGCCUCCCUGGGCUGGGCAUGCUGCAGGCUUCUGCAGCCCAGGGGCACUAGAAAAGUCCCACACUCAGAGCCAGCUGGCCCGGGAGCUCCUUGCCCACCACUUCUUCCAAAGGGACUGAGUAAUGCGAUGGGGGAUGCAGGCCUGGAGACGUCCAGCCGCAGGCGGCUGCUAGGCCCCAGGUGGGCGAGAUUCAUGGGGGCCAGAGAGUGAGGGCACUGACUGUGAAGCUGGGGUAUCAGUGGCCCAGGACUUUAUCUUUUGGAGAAUAUUUUUCAAAAACUCCUCCUCAAACUUGACUAAAUGCAGUGAUGCUCCCGGCCUGCGAGCCCAUGGGCUGGGGAGUGGGGUUUGGAAAGUGGAGCUGGGACCCCAUCUGUGCACCUGGGGGCUGAGGCCUGAGUCCUUGGACUCUCUGUGCCUAAAUUGCCUCCUUCCUCCUCUCUCCCUCAUAUCUGGGGGUGACUGGUGUUCCUGCAGACCCAGAGCUACCCUCUGCCUGGCCCUGCCCUCUGCAGCUCCUUCCGCAGACCUGGGUCCCACUGGACAGCCAGCCUCCUUGCAUGUUUAUUGAAGGAUGUUUGCUUUCCGGACAGAAGGACGGAAAAAGCUCUAUUUUUAUGUUAGGCUCAUUUCAUGUAUAGCUACUUCCGACUGCAUCUGUAUGAAAAUACCAAAACUACAU